Tachysurus vachellii is the source of this 4233-nucleotide messenger RNA. RefSeq names its product extended synaptotagmin-like protein 2a (gene esyt2a). Gene Ontology annotation, biological process: lipid transport. The transcript has 22 exons. The coding region runs from base 368 to 2986 and encodes 872 amino acids. Gene Ontology annotation, molecular function: lipid binding. The record is from RefSeq and is a predicted model, not a curated record. NCBI's taxonomy places the organism in Eukaryota, Metazoa, Chordata, Actinopteri, Siluriformes, Bagridae.
AACACGCGCGCGCGCGCCUGUGGCAGGACGUGUAGAGAGCGACGCCAUGCUGCUAGAGCGCGCGCUUCCGUGCGAAAGGCAGAUGUGUAUGUGGAUGUAGGUCACUUACUGAGACGUGGCAAAGCGCUCAGCGCCGCGAAAAUGGCAGCCGAAAGUUUGUAACAUUGAAUAAGUAAGUAGCUGAAAAUCCAAGCCCUUCCCUUGUAGUCAAGGUCAGCGGAGGGACGCUGCGUAGUUUAAAAAGCAGCCGAAAGUCAUUUAAUCAUCUGCAGUCUCAGGAAGUGCCGGGCGUUAUGAGCACAGAAUAGUUUCCCAGGUCGUGUUUACUUUAACUAACUUAUUAUUUACGUUAACAUACGGAUUGUUAAUGACUACAAUGGCAAAUGGAUCGGAUCCCAAACGGACCGGAGCUCAGGAUCCGAACCCGAACCCACAGACACCAAGAACCAAGUCGGAGUCACUCUCGGACCUGGAGCCGUACAGCGAGCCGCAGACCGCCGUCACAGACGCCAAAAACACCGGGCUUAAAUUCGCCAAGUCGUUCCUGCUGGUUUUCCCCGUUUAUGUACUGGGUUACUUAGGGUUCAGUUUCAGUUGGAUUCUCAUCUCACUGGCUGUGCUGUUUUGGCUCAGACGGAACCAGGGGACGAGGUUUUCAGGAGUAAACAAAGCACUGGCCUUUUUAGAGCAUGAAGAGCAAGAAGUGAAACAAACUUUACCAACUUCUGAGCUGCCGCAAUGGGUUCAUUUUCCUGAUGUGGAGAGAGUGGAAUGGCUCAAUAAGACAGUUCAUCAAAUGUGGCCAUAUAUUUGUCAGUUUGUCGAGAAACUCUUCCGUGAGACCAUCGAGCCAUCCAUCAAAGGAGCCAAUGCUCACCUCAGCUCCUUCUGCUUCUCCAAGAUUGACAUGGGGGACAAGGCCCUGAGAGUGAAUGGAGUGAAGGUUUACACUGAGAAUGUAGACAAACGACAGAUUAUCAUGGACCUACAAAUCAGCUUUGUUGGAAACACUGAGAUCGAUGUGGAGAUUAAGAAAUAUUACUGCAGAGCAGGCAUCAACAGUAUCCAGCUUCAUGGGAUGUUGAGAGUCAUCAUGGAGCCUCUGCUGGGAGACAUGCCUCUGAUUGGAGAACUAUCUGUUUUCUUCCUCAAAAAACCCCUGCUGGAUAUUAAUUGGACAGGUCUGACUAACAUACUCGACAUCCCAGGACUGAAUGGACUGUGUGAUGGUGUGAUUGAGGACAUUAUUUGCAGUAACCUGGUGCUUCCUCAGAGAAUCACCAUUCCACUGGUGGGAAAAGCACAACUGGCCAAAUUACGCUUCCCAAUGCCAAAGGGUGUUUUGCGAAUACAUUUUCUAGAAGCCCAGGAACUGUUGGCUAAAGACACGUAUCUGGGUGGACUGAUCAAAGGAAAGUCUGAUCCAUACGGUGUCAUUAAGAUUGCCAAUCAGCUUUUCCAGAGCAAGGUCAUCAAGGACUGCUUGAAUCCCAAAUGGAAUGAAGUAUAUGAGGCAUUUGUGCAUGAUGGUUCAGGACAGAAUUUGGAAAUUGAGUUGUUUGAUGAAGACCCUGAUGAGGAUGACUUCCUUGGCAGGCUUACAAUUGACCUGAAUGAGUUGGAGAAGGAGCAGAAAGUUGAUGAGUGGUUUAUGCUGGAAGAGGUGACAGCAGGGAAACUACACUUAAAGCUAGAAUGGCUCUCACUUCUCGACACACCAGAGAAGCUGGACCAGGUGUUGAGCAGUAUUAGGGCAGAUAAAGGCCAAGCGAAUGAUGGGCUCUCCUCUGCACUACUGCUUGUACACCUGGACUCUGCCAAGAACCUUCCUUCUGCGAAGAAGGUCACCAGUGAUCCCAGUCCUUUGGUCCAGUUUAAAGUUGGACACACAGUUUUCGAGAGUAAGACACGUUAUAAAACCAAUGAGCCUGUUUGGGAGGAGGCCUUCACAUUCCUAAUACAUAACCCAAAGAGUCAGGACCUAGAAGUAGAGGUAAAAGACGAGAAGCAUGAGUGCACGUUGGGGAGUUUGUCUCUCCCUUUGACUCAGCUGCUGCAGGCUGAGCAGAUGACCCUCAGUCAGAGAUUCCCACUGAAGAGUGCAGGACCCAGUGCUACUCUCAAAAUGAAGCUUGCUCUUAGGGUUCUUAUGUUGGAAAAGUUGUCAGUUUCAGACCAGCCAUCAUCUGCGCGGGUUCACAGAAGUUCCAUUGUCAUUCCAAGUGCAUCAAAUUCCAAUGCCAAUUCCAAAAGUUCGAAAAACACCCUAAAAACCUCAGGUUCAGGUGUCAACACCAAACCACCUUCACAGCUCCCAAAUGUUUCUCAAAAUCAGUCGGUUCCUGACCUCCAAAGGUUGAGUGAGUCCACCUCUAACAGCGCAUUGGAGGACUCGCCUGUUCGUCUAACGAAUGCAAGAAGAAGUACAUCUAACUUGGCAAUUUCAGGCUCCCAAAUGAACCUGAACAACAAAGAGCCAACACCGAGCAUUGCCUCUGAUAUCUCCCACCCGUAUGCUUCCCAGGAGCUACAGCAAAGAAUCAAAGAUCUGCAGAAUGGUUCCACUCCUGGUCAUUUUCCCCUGGGAGAGAUUGAGCUGACGAUAAGACACAGCUCACAGCGGAACAAACUUAUAGUAGUGGUACAUUGCUGCAGGAAUCUGAUAUCAUUCACAGAUAGCGGUUCUGACCCUUACGUGCGAUUGUAUCUGCUCCCGGAUAAGCGGCGAUCAGGACGUAGAAAAACAAACACCGUCAAGAAAAACCUCAACCCAGUCUUUGACCAAACAUUUGAGUUCAGUGUGUCACUGGUGGAGUUACACAGGAGAACUUUGGACGUAGCAGUGAAAAAUGGAGGAGGACUUCUGUCGAAACACAAGGGUCUUCUGGGCAAGGUGUUUGUGGAUUUGACAUCAGAGGACAUAUCAAAGAGCUGGACACAAUGGUAUGAACUGAGUGAGGAUGGACUGAGAAAACCAUCCGUUUAAUCAGAACACUCUGUUCGUACCUCUGGCCAAAAAUCAGGACUCCCUGCGUGGAAUCCCCUGCACAGACGACAAACGUCCGCCAUGUUUAAAUGGAAUUUUAAUGAACAGUCAUAUUCUCUAUAUAUAAUAUGUAGAAUAUUCAUUUUAAUCAAGCUCAUUUUUAUUUAGAUGCCCAGCCAAAAGAAUAUAAUGCUUUGAAAUCUGAUUUCAGAAAUGCAUCUGCUGAGUUUACUUCAUAGUAUCAUGGUUUAAUUUGUGCAAUAGGAAGAUGUGUGUGUGUGUGUGUGUGUGUGUGUGUGUGUGUGUGUGUGUGUGUGUGUGUGUGUGUGUGUUUGUAAGAAAGAUGAAAAAUUAACAAUUACAAAUCAAAUAAACAUACAGAAUAUUACUUUUUUUUUACUAGAGGUGUGUGUGUGUGUGUAUUCAUGCAUAAGUGCGUUCAGUCCUAAACUAAUAAUGAACCUAUACUGUGCACUAGUAUGACAUGUAUGACAUUUUGCACUCACAAAGGUGUUUGUGUUUUGGUUUUGGGGAAACAGUUGGGAAGUUUAUUGUUGUUGUUUGUUUUUUGUUUUAAUAUUUACCGUGAUGUAUAUAUUUACUGCUUAUUUGCAAAUGCCUUUCUAAAAUAUUGUAGGGCUGUAUAGGCGCAAACCAAAGCAUAGUCUCACCUGCUGGUUACUUCUGUCCCUUUAAGUCCUCUGAAAUGAACUUUGUAGGAGACUGGGAAUAUUCCCAUUUUGUUGUCUUUAUAAAUAAGGGAUCAUCAGUAAAAAAAAUACUAAACAUAAAGUGAAGUAAUAACAAAAUGCUGUUGACAUUCUCCUGUGUGAUGACCUUUUCUUUCAGGGUUGUAUUUUGUAUAUGUAUAUAGUUUAUGUGCCUUAGCCCUGCUUGGGUGUAUCAAGGGCAACUAAAUGCCCCCGCAACUGUGUGGCAGCACUUUUAUUAACUAAAUAUCAUUGUAAGCCAUAUUGUUAACAAUAAGUAAGUAAGCUGUAGAUUAGAUAACACUUAAGGUCAACACUUGAUGCAUGUUUUGAUAGCCAAAUAAUGCACAGCAUCUUCCAUUCUGUCAGUUUCAUUGUUUAUACACAUCAAAUCUAUCACUAGUCACCGACUCAUUAGACGUUAAUAGUUAAAACACUAGCAGAAAAUCACACAGCAUUAGCUAGCGUUAGCAGACAGGUGGCGUUUACUGCAGCAUUAUUGAGACUGAGACUCAAUAAACAUAAAACUAUUGUAAA